Molecule: messenger RNA, 1110 nt
Organism: Rhodotorula toruloides NP11
Lineage: Eukaryota; Fungi; Basidiomycota; Microbotryomycetes; Sporidiobolales; Sporidiobolaceae
Product: L-iditol 2-dehydrogenase
Exons: 6
Coding region: 1-1110 (369 amino acids)
Biological process (GO): D-sorbitol catabolic process
Molecular function (GO): L-iditol 2-dehydrogenase (NAD+) activity; zinc ion binding
Source: RefSeq, a predicted model, not a curated record
AUGCCCGACUAUCCUACCGCGUACGACCCCGUCCGCGUCCUCCAACAUGCCGACUUCAAGAUCCUCGAAGACGGCACGGUUCCACAGCGCGACACGAGCAAGAACCUCGCAGCCGCCUACGCUCCACAAGCAAAGCUGCACCUCAUCGAGAAGCCGCUGCCCGUGCCGCGAGAGGGUGAAGUUGUGCAUGGCAGAAUUGGCGACUCGAUGAUUGUUCGCGACACUUGCGGCGCCGGUCACGAGUCCGCCGGAGAGGUCUUUGAAGUCGGGCCCGGCGUCGAGGGACUGAAGAAGGGUGACCGCGUCGCACUUGAGGCAGGCUUGCCGUGCGGAGACUGCGAGUUCUGCCGGAUCGGACGGUACAACGCCUGUCCCGACGUCGUCUUCUUCUCGACUCCCCCUUACCACGGCAUGCUCACUCGCUUUCACGCCCACCCCGCUUCGUGGGUUCACCGUCUCCCCAACUCGAUCAGCUACGAGGAGGGUGCACUCCUGGAACCGCUGGUCGUCGCGCUCGCCGGUAUCGAACGUGCAGGACUUCGUCUCGGCGAUCCUCUCCUGGUCUGCGGCGCCGGUCCGAUUGGCCUCAUCAGCCUCCUGGCUGCACGCGCAGCGGGCGCAACUCCCAUCGUCAUCACUGACAUCGCACGAUCCCGCCUCGACGUCGCCAAGCAGCUCGUUCCCGGCGUCAAGACGGUCCUCGUCGAGCGGGGCGUCGAGCCGAAGGACGUCGCAGCCAAGAUCAAGAAGGAAGCGGGCCUUUCGCUCGGUCUGAGCGUCGCGCUCGAGUGCUCCGGCGUCGAGUCGAGCGUCCAGACGGCGGUCUACGCGUCGAAGUUUGGCGGCACGGUGUUUGUGAUUGGCGCCGGCAAGGACUUCCAGUCGCUUCCCUUCAUGCACAUGUCGGUCAACGAGAUCGACCUCAAGUUCCAGUACCGAUACGCCAAUCAGUAUCCGAAGGCCAUUCGUCUCGUCGAGGCGGGCCUCAUCAACCUCAAACCGCUCGUCACGCACCGCUUUACGCUCGAGACCGCUGUCGAGGCGUUCGAGACGGCCGUCGACGUGACCCGCGGUGCCAUCAAGGUGCAGAUUCACGACGCGGCCUUGUAA